Messenger RNA from Coniophora puteana RWD-64-598 SS2, 1314 nucleotides. Its product is annotated as Bromodomain-containing protein. Bases 1 to 1314 code for a protein of 437 amino acids. NCBI's taxonomy places the organism in Eukaryota, Fungi, Basidiomycota, Agaricomycetes, Boletales, Coniophoraceae. Gene Ontology annotation, cellular component: histone acetyltransferase complex. The record is from RefSeq and is a predicted model, not a curated record. Gene Ontology annotation, molecular function: protein binding; histone H3 acetyltransferase activity. The transcript has 5 exons. Gene Ontology annotation, biological process: positive regulation of transcription by RNA polymerase II; chromatin remodeling.
AUGAAAUCAAAGACGCAGAGCGCACCUACCACCGACUCUCAAGUCCAGGCUCAGAAUAAUGCGGUGAAUGGCGCGGCUGCACAUGAGAGCAAGGUCAAGGUGGAGGAAAAGAUGGACGAGGGUCAGCUAACACGGCUUGUAACCGGUGUGACGGUGGACUCUGCUGCUCCAGCCUCGGCUACCCCUCAAGCCAAGACCGAGAAGGCGGCCGUGGUCGAGCUUCGAAAGGGGAUUAUACAGAUAACAGCGGUGGAAAACGACCGGGAGCCCCGGUCAAUGGUCAUUCUCACCGGUCUCAAAUCACUGUUCCAGAAGCAACUGCCAAAGAUGCCUCGGGAGUAUAUUGCCCGUCUGGUGUACGAUAGUAACUCAAAAGCCAUGGCGAUCAUCAAGAGGGGGUACAAGGUGGUUGGCGGAAUAUGCUACAGACCAUUUCCGCACAGAGGGUUUGCCGAGAUUGUGUUCUUUGCGACUGCUUCCGUCGACCAAGUCAAGGGAUAUGGCGGUAUGCUCAUGGACCACUUCAAAGCCCACAUUCAGAAAACCUACCCGGACAUGAUGCACUUCCUGACAUACGCCGACAACUACGCCGUCGGCUACUUCAAAAAACAGGGCUUUUCCAAGGACAUCACGCUGGACCGGUCCGUCUGGGCCGGGUACAUCAAGGACUACGAGGGCGGGACGAUCAUGCAGUGCACGAUGGUCCGCAAGUUCGACUACCUCAACAAGGUCAGCAUCGUCGCCCUGCAACGAGAGGCGAUUCUUGCCCGGAUUCGCGAGAAAAGCAAGAGCCAUGUGGUAUAUGAAGGUUUGCCCCAAUUUCAGGAGGGUCAGCCGGAGAACGUCGGUGUGGACCCACAGGGCGUUCCGGGGCUCAGUAAGUGUCUCCGGUAUUUCUCCAGCACCAUCGUCUUACGUCGAUUCGUCGGUUUCUCAGAGGAGAGUGGAUGGACACCUGCCAUGGACGCUAUGAACCGGACGACUGCACGGAGUGCAGAGCACAACUUCAUGCAGCGACUGCUCACCGAUCUACAGGGCCAUCCGCAAGCUUGGGCCUUCCUCCACCCCGUCAACGGGGACGAGGUCGUUGACUACUACGAAGUCAUCAAGAAGCCCAUGGACUUUAAUACGAUGGAGCACAAGCUGGAGACAGGCCAAUACCCGAACCUCAAGGCGUUCGUCGAAGAUGCACAGCUGGUGUUUGAUAAUUGUCGGCUUUAUAACCCCGAGGGUUCGAUAUACGCCAAGAACGCGACCAAGCUAGAGAAGUUUAUGAAGGAGCAUUUGGCAGAAUAUGCGAAGAGAGAUUUGUAG